Cuscuta epithymum is the source of this 1298-nucleotide messenger RNA. NCBI's taxonomy places the organism in Eukaryota, Viridiplantae, Streptophyta, Magnoliopsida, Solanales, Convolvulaceae. The record is from the annotation of a GenBank genome assembly.
GGGAGCGCCGGCACCGGCUCGCCCCCCUAGUUCCGCCACUGGAAGUAGGCUCUUCAAAGAUCAAAGUGCCAGAGCCGAAGACCUUUGGUGGUGACCGCAAUGCCAAGGAGUUGGAGAACUUUCUGUGGGAUAUGGAAGAAAUACUUUAAAGCCGCAAAGGUGUCGGACGAAGAGAAAGUGAGAAUUGCACCCACGUACUUGUCUGGUGAUGCAAAGCUUUGGUGGCGGAGUAGAGUAAGGGACGACGCUAAUACGGGAAGACACGGGCUGGAGUCAUGGGAUGGACUCAAGAAGGAGUUGAAGGCUCAAUUACUUCCCCACAAUGUCUCUUGGAUGGGCAGAGAGGCCCUGAAGAACUUGAAACACACCACAUCGGUGAGGGAUUAUGUCAAGGCGUUCUCUUCGCUCAUGUUGGACAUUGAGAACAUGACGGAGGAGGACAAGCUGUUCAAUUUAGUGUCUGGACUGCAGCCAUGGGCCCAGAAAGAAUUGAGGAGGCAGACUGUGAAGGAUUUGCCGAGUGCCAUGGCAGCGGCCGAAGGACUCAUGGAUCACUCAUUGUCCGAUGGUUCCAAAGGGAACAAGGGCAAGGGAGAAUCAGGCAUUUCCGGUUCAAGGGGGACGCUGAAGUGUGACGACAUCAAUGCGGCAACGGAAGCGAGUGUGAUGGAACCAAAGUCCAAAGCUUGCUGGGGGUGUGGCGGUCAGCACUUGCAGCGGAACUGUCCCGAGAACCAAAAGUUGGCUGCCUUGAAGCAAGUGGAGUCCGAGGAGGAUUCUGCGUUGGUGACAGUGAAUCCCUUGCGUUUGGUCUGAUGGCACCGUGACCAGGGGCGUUGUGCGUGUGGACAGUGCGAGUGCCAAGAGGGGCGUGGACUUGGCAUAGGUUGCAGGCGUGGGACGUCGGGCAACUGUAGUGGCAUUACUUGGGUAUGGCAAAGCGUGCAUCCAGUUCGUUCUCGGCAGAGCGUGCCUCCAUCGGCACCUCCCUCAAGUCUAGCUCAAGGAUGGGUUUCGUUCAGCCGUUGAUUAUGGACGUGUAUGACAUUCAGCGGUUAACAAUUAGCGAAUAACGGGUUCAGGGGCGGAGUCAGGACACUGGGUCAGGCUGGGCCGGUACAAAGAUUAUUUUUGAAAAAAUAUUAAAGAAAUUUUGUACACUAAAAAUUUAGACAUUUUUAAAAUUUGGGCCGGGCGGGGGCCAAGGUUGGCCCUCUCAUAGCUACGCCCAUGCAUGUUCCAUUGCAUAAAAUGAUCUUUCUGUUGUUGCACUCAAUGUCUGAAAUUGCGCACCGCGG